AUGGUGGCGAACGAUUUCUAUUUAAUGAUAUUUCGUAGCGGUGCCCCACCAAUUUUCAAUCACCGCUUUUUAAAGAAGGAGGAAAAGUUAGUCAAAAUCAAACCUAAAGGCAUCAGUUGUGUCAAAGUAAAUGGUGUUUAUGAAUGGCAGUUUUAUGGCGGGAAAGUGAACGAUAUGUCAUUUGCAAUGCAACAAAACGAAUGUGGAGGACCUCAGCCGAACUACAGUGGUGCAGGUGGUACAACUGUUGCUAUGCCAAAAGCAUUCGGCGCUUGUGAUAUUUACAAACCGACAUGUCUUCUGAAGAAGAUUCCUAGUUUUCUAACUACUAUUUUAUUGAUGGGAGUUCCACAAAGCGCAAGCAUGAUAUACAGCGAUUUUACCUAUGUGUCAGGCAGAUGGUAUUAUAACAAUGUUCCGCUUCCGAGUUUCUAUAACAACCCUGUGGUACAGUGCAACGCUGAGGAAACGAAGCUAACAGCAACUUCACGUGUUACGGGAUUUAAACAUAGUUACUAUUGUGGUUGCCGAGGAAUGGAAAAGGUUCCCCCUACUCAGGCAGCGUCGGUUCUCAUGAAUUUUUAUGAAGCUACACCGUAUUAUAAUCUUAAGUAUAGAGAUGAAAUAAUAAGCUAUGACGUUUCAACAUGUACCGCCAAAAUGUCUUGCACCGGAAAUGAUAGCUUGAUUCUUUUUUCUGGAUCAUUGAAACCAGUAAAGUUUCUACCGGGAGAAUCUCCAUCAAUUUCAUGCCAUCCAGCAACUUCUCGGCCAUACCCAGAUAACUCAUAUCUUACCAAAAAACAGUGGUACAUCGAUGGCAUCAUGAUGAACGCACCGGUCUUCAGUUGUCAACAAAACAACGGUUGUGCUUGUAAAUAUGUUCCAUUGACCUCUGGAAAUAUCCAAAAACUUGUUGGAUUAUCUUCCUUCUUCCAUUCAUUGAUUCUCGUCCAAUCAAAACGCCAACCGAUGACCGAAAAGGAACAGUUUGCCCAACAACUAUCAGAUGUCCUGAAGAUUAUGUUUUUGUCGGUUUUGACCUAA
Caenorhabditis elegans is the source of this 1047-nucleotide messenger RNA. It is a transcript of the gene F55G11.10, whose product is annotated as GON domain-containing protein. The record is from RefSeq and is marked reviewed. The coding region runs from base 1 to 1047 and encodes 348 amino acids. The transcript is spliced from 6 exons. Lineage: Eukaryota; Metazoa; Nematoda; Chromadorea; Rhabditida; Rhabditidae.